UCGAGCCGAAUGGCAACCUUCUAUGUGCUACCGCACUUAUCUGGUGACGAACCAUUUUAGGCAAAUUAAAAUCCUGGCCAAAAUGAAAGUUGCCCUAUAAAAAUACCACAAAAUUCCAGAGUAGGAUUAUAGCAAGCUACGGUCACACAUGAUUUGCAGACUUCCGUUCUCUUUUUGUGAAGGCGUGAUCGAGUGCAGUUCAAUAUUGUGCAAAAUCCAUAUUUAAAAAUCCACGAGCAUCGUGUGGUUCGGAUUAUAGUUUUUCAAGGCAAAUACUGCCGAGUGAUAGUUUACCUUUAACUGCGUCGCUGCCGGUCCCACGUUUGGAGAUAGGAGUUUUAGUGGCUGCGUCGCCAAGGCGAUAGAUUUACAACUGCUGGCAUCAGGAGCACCCACCGUGUGCAGUGGAAGGCUGGGCUUGACCUCUUCUGCUGCCGACAGAUCACAGGUCAACCCACCCCAGAGUUGGCGUUCUUUUUUUUCUUCAUCGCCGCACGCAGGAAGCAGAUCGCCGUGCAUCCAUUUAAUGCACAAAUCAGCUUGGUGUCUUCUUCAACCCUGCGUUUUCCAAUAAUAUUUGGGCACAACACGAGCCCCAGGCUGGCCUUGUCGCUGCGUAUGCUGCGAACCCGAAGCAGCCGCAACACGAAUGAUCGUGUCCAGUAUUAAGUAUAUUUAGAAUAGUUUUUUUUAUAUUUGAGUUAAUUUUACAUAAGAAUAUUUACUUAUAAAUUUCUAUAAUUCUAAUUUAGCUUAACUUGUGGGAGAUCUGACAAGUUUAUAUAUGUGAUUCUCCUGAUUUAUAGUAAUAACUACAGCAAAUCAUCAAACGUCAUCAGGCCUGCUGACAUCGAUGGAAAGUGCGUGAGUACAGAACAAAAUAAUAAAACACACAAACAUAUAUAUAUAAAAGUCAGAUAUUCCUAAAUAGUAUUCUUAAAAUAUCCUGCCUUAAUUAAUCAUGAUUUAAAGAAGUUUAUAGUUUAAAUACUCAUUAAUCAUAAAUAAUUCUAAUGUAAAAUAAGUCGAAGGAACAAAAGAAUAAUGUAAGCUUAUAUACCAGUAUUUGAAUUUCUACCUUAAUUAUUUUUAUUUCAUUUUGUCGCUGAUAAUCAAAAUUAAUCAAUAAGAGAUUUUCUUAACAUAAAUAACGUAAAUUUUAGUUUAAGGCUUAGGUUUAGGAAAAUGUAUCUGAAUCUUAUAUUUAUCUUUAAUUAUAUGGGGUCCAAAAUGAAUUAAUUUGACUUCUUGUUGGGCACCAAAGGGUAUGUAGAGCAGUGGUUGUACUAGGGUGGAGUCCGAAUGGAUUCCACAGGUAGGGUGGGUAAUGAAUAAGGCCAAUAACAUCUGGGCUUCGUCUUCAAUAGGUACACCUUCUUGUCCGCUUCCUAACCGUUUGGUUAUCGUUUUUUGAAUCUACCGUAUCUCUGUCUACACUAUUGUAGCUGUAACACUCUUUGUUCAUCACAACACAAAACCCACGCCCAUUUUCCCUGAGCAUGCCGGUAAAAAUCGUAGACAGAGUGUGUUGGGGUGGACAACGCUCUAUGAGUGUGUUCGUUACAGUUAUAAUUGGCGCCCAACGUGGGGCAGCCCGAUGCCUGAUUAGGCACUUGUCGUUUGACAACCGAGCUUCCCGUUAAUAAACAAUCCAUCCACUUUUAGUUUCAGUUAGGUAUUUCAUAUUCCGUCCUGGAAUUUAUGGUCUCUGGAGAGUUCCGGAGCCAUACCGGAGGAAAUGUUAUGCUUUUAUGUGUUUUUUUUUCUAUCAGUUCAGUAAUAACCGAACAGUAUUGUUAAAAAAACAACAUUCUAAUUUGAGUAAUUGAUUCUUAGGAAUUAUAGUUCUGAUUUAAAGUCGGUUCUAUACCAGGAUUUCACUAUUCAAAAAUUACCUCCUUAUCAUUUAGGAUCGAGAUUUUUCUAGCUGGAUAGAUUCGGCUAGUUACUCUUCUAAGUGGUAAGAGUUCAUAAAUAAUAAAAGACAUUUAUUUUACAACUCUGUAUGCAUACCCCGUUAGCUUUUCGUACCUAUUGAAUUAUACAACCUACUGCUUUACUACUCAGGGUAAGACCCGCAGGUAUUAUUUUGUUCUCUUAACUGGUAUCUUUUUGUCGCCUAGCGUUGAUCGUUGGAUCUUAGCGCGUACUCAUUAUCUUUUUUUCGUUUAUCUUUGAUCGUUGGAUCUUAACGUUUUUGCCUACUAUUGAUCGUUUGAUCUUAUCGCUUAUCUUUCUUGUUUUAACGAGAGGAAUUGUUAGACUUUAAGUAUUAUUCUAGAAGCUUCGAAAAUGAUGAUGCGAAGUAAUGAAAAUUUAGUUGACGUAGAUACGGAUGCGUUGGUGACAUGCACCAUCUGCAACGGGCCAGUACGUAAUCUGGAUUUGGUUGAAACCCGUUGUAAACAUUCCUUUCACAAACAUUGCCUUGACAACUACCUUAAGAACCAUGACAAAUGCCCCAUAUGUGGCCAGCCAUGUUCUCAAUCCGAGUUAGGAUCUCAUUUGCCUUUGUCGACUAAAUCUCAAGGUAACAGAAUGAUGACCCGUUCAGGUUCUCGGAAUACAGCCAAACAACAUGAGAAGUCUGAUCCAAAUUCCCAACAGGAAAUUUGUAGCGAUAGUUCAGAUUCCAGAGUUGUGACAGAAGACCGUGUUCAGCAAAUAGUCCAAAGUUCAAUGCAGGCCUUUCAAGCAAGCAUGCUACAAUCAGUGACAGAACAAAUCACUAUGGCGUUCACUCAAUUGAAUAAAUCCACAUUUGUAAAUAAUGGACAGAGUGAGCUGCAGCAGGACAUACAAAAUAAUUUCGGUCGAGACGUUCCCGAAAUAAACUCAGAAAGAAAUAACAAUUCACAUGUUAGGACUUCACCAGACUUUCGUAGCGAUCGGAGUGAUCUUUCAUUGGAUAGACCUGAUAGGAUUUCCAAUAUUAUAUCAAAUUGGCGUAUUAAAUUCAGCGGUUCAGCCAACGACAUUGCCAUUGAGGAUUUUAUUUACCGCGUAAAUUGUCUCACUUCGCAAAGCCUGAACGGAAACUUCGAACUUCUUUCCCAUUUCGCUAAUUUACUGUUCGCAGGACCGGCCUUAGCAUUUUAUUGGCGUGUUCACAGAUCGCUGGAUAACAUGAAUUGGAACGUGUUAUGCAGGCGUUUAAAGGAAAGAUAUCAAGAUCAGAGAUCUGAUCGUGAAAUUAAAAUUGCUAUGCGUUGCCGCAAACAGGGUAGCACAGAAAAUUUUGAUGACUUUUUGGAUGCAAUGCUUUCCAUUGCAGAUUCCCUUCGUGAACCAAUGCAGGACAGUGAGAUUACUGUAGAAGUUCGUCAUAAUCUCAAACCGGAGAUCAAGCACGAAUUACUGCACGUAGACACCCCAAAUUUAGCAACAUUGCGCAAAGAAUGUCAUCGUCACGAAGAUUUCUUUCAAAGCACCCGGACAAAACCAAUCCAACGUCCGAACACAAGCAAGCGUUUUGUAACCGCAAUUCUGCAGAAAGAUGAUUCCGAAGAUCAGUCUGAGGAAGAACAUGAUGUUGAGGACGAGAUUUGUGUCGUUAGGACUCCUGAGAAAAUGAAGUGCUGGAACUGCGAUGAAUCAGGUCACGGUUACCAGAAUUGCCUUAAGACACGCCGUAUUUUUUGUUAUGGUUGCGGAACACCGGAGGUGUAUAAACCCAACUGCGCAAAAUGUAAAUCGACAUCGGAAAACUCUCAGCAAGGCAUUCGUUAUGCGAACAAAACGAAUGUCCGCCCUUAGCUUCGAAAAUACAAACUGAACCAAAUUCUGUGGCAAAUGAUGUUCAUUCCAUUCUGCCUUCAACUCAACCUGACGUAACAUUAUCCCAAACUUUUAAUCCAUAUCAUUUGCAAGUGCUGGAGAAUGCGAAUCGUAAAUUGCAAUUAUCUAGGGAAAAUUCACUUAAUAAUCGAAAACACCGACCAUCACGGCGAAUUCGUAAGUUUUGGAUUCGUAAACGAUCAUUCAACCGUUUUACGAUUUCAUCAAUUGUUCAAAAUAAGAACGAUAUUCGACCUGUCACACACAUUGACUUAUUUGGUCAAUCGCAUUUAGCUCUCCUAGACAGUGGUGCCAACAAAAGUGUUAUAAGUGGGGAGCUAGCACAACAAUUAAUAUCAUGCCAAGGACAUUUGGUAAUUGCUUUUGACUCCUUUGUCAGUUUUUAUUGUUAGUCACAGGGACUAAAAAUCAAAUCUGUGGUUGUGGGAGUCGAGCCGAAUGGCAACCUUCUAUGUGCUACCGCACUUAUCUGGUGACGAACCAUUUUAGGCAAAUUAAAAUCCUGGCCAAAAUGAAAGUUGCCCUAUAAAAAUACCACAAAAUUCCAGAGUAGGAUUAUAGCAAGCUACGGUCACACAUGAUUUGCAGACUUCCGUUCUCUUUUUGUGAAGGCGUGAUCGAGUGCAGUUCAAUAUUGUGCAAAAUCCAUAUUUAAAAAUCCACGAGCAUCGUGUGGUUCGGAUUAUAGUUUUUCAAGGCAAAUACUGCCGAGUGAUAGUUUACCUUUAACUGCGUCGCUGCCGGUCCCACGUUUGGAGAUAGGAGUUUUAGUGGCUGCGUCGCCAAGGCGGUUAGUAUUGUUUUUCGCUAAACUUUUGACCACGCGUGAAAUUUACUGUGGCUUCAUUGAUCGCAGAUAGAUUUACAACUGCUGGCAUCAGGAGCACCCACCGUGUGCAGUGGAAGGCUGGGCUUGACCUCUUCUGCUGCCGACAGAUCACAGGUCAACCCACCCCAGAGUUGGCGUUCUUUUUUUUCUUCAUCGCCGCACGCAGGAAGCAGAUCGCCGUGCAUCCAUUUAAUGCACAAAUCAGCUUGGUGUCUUCUUCAACCCUGCGUUUUCCAAUAAUAUUUGGGCACAACACGAGCCCCAGGCUGGCCUUGUCGCUGCGUAUGCUGCGAACCCGAAGCAGCCGCAACACGAAUGAUCGUGUCCAGUAUUAAGUAUAUUUAGAAUAGUUUUUUUUAUAUUUGAGUUAAUUUUACAUAAGAAUAUUUACUUAUAAAUUUCUAUAAUUCUAAUUUAGCUUAACUUGUGGGAGAUCUGACAAGUUUAUAUAUGUGAUUCUCCUGAUUUAUAGUAAUAACUACAGCAAAUCAUCAAACGUCAUCAGGCCUGCUGACAUCGAUGGAAAGUGCGUGAGUACAGAACAAAAUAAUAAAACACACAAACAUAUAUAUAUAAAAGUCAGAUAUUCCUAAAUAGUAUUCUUAAAAUAUCCUGCCUUAAUUAAUCAUGAUUUAAAGAAGUUUAUAGUUUAAAUACUCAUUAAUCAUAAAUAAUUCUAAUGUAAAAUAAGUCGAAGGAACAAAAGAAUAAUGUAAGCUUAUAUACCAGUAUUUGAAUUUCUACCUUAAUUAUUUUUAUUUCAUUUUGUCGCUGAUAAUCAAAAUUAAUCAAUAAGAGAUUUUCUUAACAUAAAUAACGUAAAUUUUAGUUUAAGGCUUAGGUUUAGGAAAAUGUAUCUGAAUCUUAUAUUUAUCUUUAAUUAUAUGGGGUCCAAAAUGAAUUAAUUUGACUUCUUGUUGGGCACCAAAGGGUAUGUAGAGCAGUGGUUGUACUAGGGUGGAGUCCGAAUGGAUUCCACAGGUAGGGUGGGUAAUGAAUAAGGCCAAUAACAUCUGGGCUUCGUCUUCAAUAGGUACACCUUCUUGUCCGCUUCCUAACCGUUUGGUUAUCGUUUUUUGAAUCUACCGUAUCUCUGUCUACACUAUUGUAGCUGUAACACUCUUUGUUCAUCACAACACAAAACCCACGCCCAUUUUCCCUGAGCAUGCCGGUAAAAAUCGUAGACAGAGUGUGUUGGGGUGGACAACGCUCUAUGAGUGUGUUC
This is a messenger RNA of Drosophila simulans, 5852 nucleotides long. RefSeq lists its product as uncharacterized. NCBI's taxonomy places the organism in Eukaryota, Metazoa, Arthropoda, Insecta, Diptera, Drosophilidae. The record is from RefSeq and is a predicted model, not a curated record. The transcript is spliced from 2 exons. Gene Ontology annotation, molecular function: zinc ion binding; nucleic acid binding. Bases 2293 to 3756 code for a protein of 487 amino acids.